Molecule: messenger RNA, 345 nt
Organism: Arvicola amphibius (Eurasian water vole)
Lineage: Eukaryota; Metazoa; Chordata; Mammalia; Rodentia; Cricetidae
Gene: Atp5me
Product: ATP synthase membrane subunit e
Exons: 4
Coding region: 71-286 (71 amino acids)
Biological process (GO): proton motive force-driven ATP synthesis
Molecular function (GO): proton transmembrane transporter activity
Source: RefSeq, a predicted model, not a curated record
GGAGGAGGCCUUUGCUCUUUGCUGUGUUUUCCGCCUCAGUUAAGCUUCCGGCGCGAAGGUCACGGACAAGAUGGUGCCCCCAGUUCAGGUCUCUCCGCUCAUCAAGCUCGGCCGAUAUUCAGCCCUGGUCCUCGGCAUGGCCUACGGCGCCAAGCGCUACAGUUACCUAAAGCCCCGGGCAGAGGAGGAGAGGAGGGUGGCGGCGGAGGAAAAGAAGAGACUAGAUGAGCUGAAACGGAUUGAAAGAGAACGGGCAGAAGCUCAAGAUGACAGCAUACUCAAGUGAAGCGCCAGUGAGCUUGCCUUGCUUAAGUCGCUGAGGAUGAAUAAAGCUUUGUCGUGCGA